Molecule: messenger RNA, 1782 nt
Organism: Amborella trichopoda
Lineage: Eukaryota; Viridiplantae; Streptophyta; Magnoliopsida; Amborellales; Amborellaceae
Product: F-box/FBD/LRR-repeat protein At1g13570
Molecular function (GO): protein binding
Source: RefSeq, a predicted model, not a curated record
GUGCUAAUCAAUUAGAGUGGAACAUAUGUAUGACUUUAUUUGGAGGUUUAGUUUGAUAUUCAAAGAUUUGAACUGUUCUUGAACAGCUCUUUUCCAGCACGUCUAUUACAGUGAAGGAAUUCCAUUCCCCUCCACCGUAUCAGUAGAUCCUCUAACUUUAUGCAUAGAGUAGGAGACCAUCCAGGACAUUAUCUCAAAAAUGGAGAGAGAGAAGAAGAGGCAUAGGAACACUGCUCAGACAACCAAUGACACAGUGCAAAUAAUCAAUGGUGGUGGUUCUGACCGCUUAAGGGAAUUGCCUAAGCCUAUUCUUUAUUCAAUUCUUUCCCUCUUGCCAAUCAAAGAUGCAAUAAGAACAUCAGUCCUAUCCCAUAAGUGGAAGAAUGUUUGGACCAAGAUUCCCCACUUGAAUACAGAUCUGCAAUCCGUGCUCCCGAGGAGAUUUCCUUAUCGUAAAGCUACCAAGAAACACGAAAGGUUUAUCUAUGGCGUAAAUCGAAUCUUUAUUCAUCGCAAGAGCUUGAUUCAAAGGUUUAGCAUAGAGGCUGACUUCUGUCUUUGCCACAAUGCUCUGGAUAUGUGGAUCUUUCUCCUAGUAGACAGAAAGAUUGAGGAACUCUUUCUCUGCAACCAGCGUCUCACGAAGGAGUCCAACAAAGUUUAUGAGGUACCCAAUCUUUUGCUCAAUUGUAAGUCACUGAAGUUGUUGGAGAUUGUUGAUUGCAAGCUUAAACCUCCACCCAACUUUAAGGGUUUCAGCAAUAUGAGGACUCUCAAGCUCAAUCAAUGUGUACUAAGGGAUAGCUUGGUUCAAGCCAUAUUGAAGUCUCCACUUCUUGAGACACUAGACUUCUGUGAUUGCAAGCUAGAACCCAGCUCCAAUUUUGUUUGUUUUCCUAGAGUAAAAACUCUUAAGUUUAACCGAUGCGAAAUCGCAGAGAUCCUGAUUGAGAGUAUACUUACAAAAUCUCGUUGUCUUGAGUUCUUAUUAAUAGAUGAUUGCUGGGGUUUCAACCAUAUUUUGGUUAGUCUUCCGAAUCUUCGAGUGUUACAUGUUAAGUGUGCAGUCACUGUUCAUCUUGAGAAAACACCAAAGCUUGAGGAUGUUUUACUUUCACCAACUUUUCUUUGUAAAGAACAGGAAGAUGAUUAUAGAGCAGCGCUCUCUGACCGCAAAAUCUUUUGGGGUCAUUUGCUGCGUGUUGAAACCCUUUCCCUUGGAUCUCUCAUUAUAAGGGGCCUCGGUUCAAUUGCCAUUAAUUGGUAUUCUGUGGGGACAUUUGAGAAUUUAAGCAAGUUAGAGCUGGGAAUUUUACCUAUCGAAGAAAAGGACAGAAGCAUGGUUUCCAACUUGCUUCGUGUUUCUCCUUUUAUAAAGAAACUCAUUGUUGGGGAUGACCCUCACAGGCAUGCAAUUGAAUCUUAUUGUGAAGACAAGUAUUGGGAGACCCAAGAAUCUUGCCAUUGCCUCAUGAAACAUCUUGAGACCAUUCACAUAUCAGUCUCAAGAAUCUACCUCCUGCAUAGGCUGUAUGGUAGGCCAGGUUAUGAAAUCGCAAGAGCAGGGCCUAUUUUUGAUAUGGAAUUUGCGAAAUUCUUACUUGGCCAUUCGUGUGUGUUGAAGACAAUGAGAAUCCAUAUGCGUUUGCUGUCCCAUAACCGGAAGGAAGACAAGGAUGUGAUCAGAGCAGAUCUCAUGCGAGUUAAAUGGGCAUCUCCCGAUGUCAACUUAAUAUUCCCUUGAAUUUGUGGAGAUUUUUUCCAAAUGAACUACUAGCAAUA